This is a messenger RNA of Tachysurus vachellii, 2151 nucleotides long. It is a transcript of the gene htr1b, whose product is annotated as 5-hydroxytryptamine (serotonin) receptor 1B. The record is from RefSeq and is a predicted model, not a curated record. Gene Ontology annotation, molecular function: G protein-coupled serotonin receptor activity. The coding region runs from base 378 to 1499 and encodes 373 amino acids. NCBI's taxonomy places the organism in Eukaryota, Metazoa, Chordata, Actinopteri, Siluriformes, Bagridae. The transcript has a single exon. Gene Ontology annotation, biological process: adenylate cyclase-activating adrenergic receptor signaling pathway. Gene Ontology annotation, cellular component: plasma membrane.
AGAGGCAGGACGCGGACGCACAGGUUUAGUGACACCAGUACACACACUUCUGGGGGGGGAAAUGACAUUCUGAAACAGGAUCAAGAAGAACACUGACCAUGGAUGCUAUUCUGUCGUGUUUGCGAAACUUUUCGGAUAUUUUAUUGUUUAUAUCUGCACUAACCUGCAGUAACUUGCAUGAUAUAUAUUUUUUCUCUAUUUUUUCAUUUACAGAAACAUGUUUCUGAAACAAAUUGACUGACCAUAUUUUUUUCGAGAUGGUUUACGACCUUGGACGCAUCACGCAAGCAUGUUUUGUUGUUAAAGCAAUAUGAGGAUAGAAAAGUGGUCCAGGCUGAUAUGAGAAUUAAAUAUAAAAAGCACCAGUCCGUGUGCCGAUGUCUGCUAUGGAGCACUUCAAUCCUCCUCCAACAAAUUAUGACUUGGACUCGAAUGUCUCCACCAACGCUUCAGAUGCGUCAAAAACUGCCGCAAAAGAGCCAAGUAUGGCUUUCCAGGCGACUGUAGGCUCUGUUCUCGGUGCCAUUACGCUCGCCACGACUCUCUCCAACGCGUUCGUGAUCGCGACCAUUUCCCGCUCGAGGAAACUGCACACGCCUGCAAACUUCCUGAUCGCAUCCCUGGCUCUCACCGACCUCCUUGUGUCCGUGCUGGUGAUGCCCGUGAGUGCGCUCUACACAGUGAGCCACACGUGGACGCUGGGCCAAGUCGUGUGCGACAUCUGGCUGUCGUCGGACAUCACCUGUUGCACGGCGUCUAUACUUCACCUGUGCGUAAUCGCCUUGGAUCGCUACUGGGCAAUCACGGACGCGGUGGAGUACGCGAAAAGACGCACGACAAGUCGCGCAGCAGCCAUGGUGGCCACAGCCUGGGUGAUCGCCAUCUCCAUCAGUUUGCCACCGUUUUUUUGGCGCCAGGUGAAAGCUGGAGAAGUGACGAGCUGCGAGGUAAACACGGAUCACCUCUUUUACACCAUCUACUCCACGUUCGGCGCUUUCUACAUCCCUACACUUUUACUCAUCGCUCUGUACGGGAGGAUCUACGUGGAGGCCAGGCGGCGGAUCUUAAGACAGUCGCCCAAAAAGUUUGGGAAGCGACUCACCUCGGCGCAGCUGGUCUCAAACUCACCAGGAUCGGCGUCUUUGACCUCGGCACGGCAGGACGACGCCGGCUCGGUGGCCAGCGACAGCCAGAUCAAAAUCACAGUUUCCGACUCGCUUUUGGAGAAAAAGAGGAUUUCUGCGGCCAGAGAAAGGAAAGCCACGAAAACCCUGGGCAUCAUAUUAGGAGCGUAUAUAGUUUGCUGGCUGCCGUUCUUUAUCUACACCCUGCUGGUGCCCCUGUGCCCUUCAUGCCCUGCGUACCCAGAGUUAUUCGACUUCUUUACUUGGCUCGGCUACCUCAACUCUCUCAUCAAUCCCAUCAUAUACACAAUGGCGAACGAUGAAUUUAAAACGGCUUUCCAAAAGCUCAUAAGCUUUCGAUGUUGUGUGUCCUGAUGUGAAAAUUCAGGCGGAAAAAAAAGAGAAAAAAAAAAACACUGAUGCUGGAUUAAAUCAACAUUUACAUAGUCAAAGACUCAGGCGUCUUCUUGUCCGACUUAUGCAUCAUCCAGUGCAAACAGUAUACAGCAAAGCAUGCAGCAGUAUUGUGUGUGUGUGUGUGUGUGUGUGUGUGUGUGUGUGUGUGUGUGUGUGUGUGUGUGUGUGUUGCACUGUGGUCAUUUUGCAUUUUAAAAAAUCACGGUAAAUAACUAUUAUAUCAUUGCUGCUAAGCAACCGGCGAAUAUUGAAUUGAAACAAAUCACUGACCGCUGAAUCAUCGGUGCAGCUACAAUGCAGUGUAAUAUUUUACUCCAUCUUUUCAUCCAUCCUUGUUUUCCAGUGUCCUUGCUUGAUACAUUUCUAAUUGCUAAAUAUCUGAACAGUUCAAUAAAAUAUGUCUAGUGGCAAAUAAGACAAUGUGAAGAAGAGAAUUCACAUCAGGAUGUGUAACGACCUUUGGUGAGAAAAAAAUAUGAAUUCAUAACUCAAGUAAACUGUUUUCCCAUCUGUAAACAAUGUUUGUCAUAUGUGUGUUGAUUCAGUUUGGCCUGUGUGUAUUGAAUUAAAAUGUCAGCAAAUCAGUUUAAUUCAAUGAAAAGUCAUAUUA